Spirodela intermedia is the source of this 738-nucleotide messenger RNA. The record is from the annotation of a GenBank genome assembly. Lineage: Eukaryota; Viridiplantae; Streptophyta; Magnoliopsida; Alismatales; Araceae.
AUGGAGACAGCUAGAGUAAUAAUUGCUCUUGCAGCCCAAAAUGGUUGGAGACUUCAUCAUCUAGAUGUCAAGUCAAUAUUUUUAAAUGGAGAACUUGAAGAGAAAGUUUUUGUCAAGCAGCCAAAAGGGUUCAUCCACAGAGGUAAAGAGAAUUAUGUUCUGAAAUUAAAAAAGGCCCUAUAUGGAUUAAAUUAGGCACCCCAAUCAUGGUAUACAAAGCUAGAUAAAUCUCUCACCUCACUUGACUUUAUCAGAUGCUCUCAAGAACAUGCAGUGUACACAAAAUUCUCUAAUAAAGUUCACUUGACAAUCAGGGCGUAUGUGGAUGAUCUCAUAGUAACCGAAACUAGUGAAGAAUAUAUCUCAAAUUUCAAACAAACAAUGAUGAAGCAAUUCGAGAUGAGUGAUCUGGGUCUACUCACAUCAUAUCUGGGAAUAAAAGUGGAACAAACUGGAGAUGUGAUCAGACUGAAGAAAAAGAACUAUGUUCUGUGGUUAUUUGAACAGAGUGGAAUGCAAGAAUGUAACUCUGUCUCCAUGCCACUUGAAGCACGAUUCAAGUUCAGUGAAGGAAGCAAGAGUCAACCUAUUGACUCGACAAAAUUCAGCAGCAUAAUCGAGAGCUUGAGGUAUUUAAUUCAUACCCGGCCUGAUAUAACCUAUUACGUGGGCUAUCUUAGUAGGUACAUGGAAGCACCUACGACAGAGCACUUGGCUGCUUUAAAUCGGAUUCUCUAG